Messenger RNA from Hypomesus transpacificus, 4240 nucleotides. RefSeq names its product cysteine-rich hydrophobic domain-containing protein 2. The transcript has 13 exons. NCBI's taxonomy places the organism in Eukaryota, Metazoa, Chordata, Actinopteri, Osmeriformes, Osmeridae. The record is from RefSeq and is a predicted model, not a curated record. Gene Ontology annotation, cellular component: endosome. Bases 136 to 867 code for a protein of 243 amino acids.
CCCCUGAGCAAGUUGUGUUUCCGGGGUCAAUUACACACAGUGCAAUGACAUUGUACCACGAUUUUAGGAGAUCAGGACAGAGUGGGAACUUUGUUUUUUUACAUGCUCUGAAAGUUAAAUAUACUGACAUUUAACAUGUCCCAAAUAUAUACCGGUUUCACGGAGGAACGGCAAGGGGACUCACAGGGUCCUGCAGGGGUCAACUACAUUCCCACCGAUGAAGAGAGGAGGGUCUUCAGGGAGUGCAACCAGGAGAGCUUCUGGUACAGAUCUUUACCCUUCUCCGCAGUUAGUAUGGCCAUCACUCAAGCACUAGUCGUCCGAGGAACCCUGUCAUCGUCACCCAGAUUUGGUUCUCUCCCUAAAGUGGCCUUCGCGGGCCUGUGUGGCUAUCUAGCAGGGAAGAUGUCCUACAUGAAGACGUGUCAGGAGAAGUUCCAGAGGCUGGAGAGCUCACCACUUGGAGAGGCCCUGAGAAAGAAGACACAGCUGCCUCCACUCUCUCCCCAAGGGCCCAGGUCAGAGAUGAGUGACCCAGAUGCCCAGUCCUUUGAGUCCAUGUUCCAGCCCUCGGAUCCACAGAGUCAGACCCCUCCCCAAGCCAAAGAUUAUGGCUACAGCGCCCAGUCUCCUGAUCUCAUGGACCAGAAGGAAAACUUUAAGACUCCGGCCCAGUCAUACCUGGGGGAGGAGGAGCCUAGGAGGAAGUCGGUGCUCUACGAGGACCUGAGGAACAAGAACAGGGAAAACUACAAGGUCACGCUCACCCAGAAGACUGAGCCCCCGUCCAGGCCUGCCCCUGACAGACCCUCCCCCCAGAGGGAAGCGGUGCAGAAGAAUAUCUAUGGUGAUGCUUGGGACGAAUGAAGGAUUUCCUGUCACAACUGGUUAUGUUACAACAGUUCUCUUCUGCUUGAGUUGUGUGUAGGCUGGACAUGAGGUUGUUUGUAUGUCUGAAUAUAACUAGAAAUGUGUGGAAAAACCUAAUUCAUAGCAAACUCUGGUACUCUUUCUGUGUUUAUCUAAAACUGCUUGAGGAUGAGAAUAAUACAAUCUAGUUUGGACAGACAACAGUACAGUUCAGUAGAAGCAAAAAUAUUUCAAUUGAUGAAAGAAACUGGAUCUAAAUGUCUUGUAAAUCUGAGAAAAGAUAGGACAUGAAUUAUGGGACAGAAUGCAAUCCUGACCCAAGACAUGUUUCAUGAUCACAACAAUAAAAGUAUAUUUUCUACACAGCUGUGCCUACUCUUAAUAUAAAACAGUACUGUUGGCAGCAAAUUAAUGGUAGUUAGUGGAUCUUUGUAGAUCUAGCCAUCUAGGAAUAACGUGCAUCAGGGCCAUGUGUCUUUAAUACAUACGGGCCAUUAUAGAUUUAUUUCGCAAACAAAAUACUCCAGAAAAGACGGAUAUGUGAUAAAUGUAAUCCUACCCAAUAUAUUCAUACGUUUUUACUGGCAGAACACCAUAUAGGCUUCAGUGACAUUCUUGAGUCUAUGACGUAAACACGUCCGUCCCCUUUCCGGUUUCGAAUAGGUACUGCGGCGGAUGUUGAUGUUUUGUUUUGGACUGAAGCCUACUGAUGUGAACUGUUGUCGGACGGUGGGAUUUUAUGAGCGUUGUCUUACAUUGCUGCAUUGCUUUGUUAACGGGAAGGAUAUUGUUUACGGCGGCAUCGUGUCUCUCCCGGCGCCUCACCCGGGAAGUGCGAGACCGAGUCGAGCGAUGAUGGAGGACUUUGAUGAGAUAUACGAAGAAGAGGAGGAGGAAGAAGAGGACGAGGACAGGGCCGCGGAGGAACAGCUACUAAAGUAUGCCCCGGACCCUGUGGUGGUGCGGGGAUCCGGCCACGUCACUGUGUUCGGGCUCAGCAACAAAUUUGAGUCAGAGUUCCCUUCGGCACUUACAGGGAAGCUGGCACCAGAAGAGUUCAAGGCCAGCAUCAACCGUGUGAAUGGCUGCCUGAGGAAGACUCUGCCAGUGAACGUGCGCUGGCUGCUUUGUGGCUGCCUCUGCUGCUGUUGCACGUUGGGCUUCAGUCUGUGGCCUGUCAUCUGUCUCAGCAAGAGGACGCGGAGAUCCAUAGAGAAGCUGCUGGAAUGGGAGAACUGCAGAUUGUACCACAAGUUGUGUUUGCACUGGAGACUUAGCAAGAGGAAGUGUGAAACCAACAACAUGAUGGAAUACGUUAUCCUAAUAGAGUUCCUACCCAAGAUUCCCAUCUUCAGACCGGACUAGCGCUUCCUGAGCGUCUCCGUCUUCCCAUGGUGCCUCUCUGCGGCACAGAUACGGUUCCAACAUGGCCAAAAGGCAUCCUCAACCCUCUCCCUCCCUGAAAUGCACCACACCUUUUAUGUUUACCAGGUAGUUCACCCUCUUCAGGCCCUCAACCUUCUUCCCACGCCUUCCUAUCCAGGUUACACUUGUUUACAAACCCAAUACCACCCCCCGCCCCUUUGACCUUCAACCUUCUGGAGGAGCCGCAGCCUUUGAACCCACCGAGUCAUGUUGACCGGCAGCAGCUUGUGGGUCGUCAUGGGAGACCCAAGCCUUGAGAGACAGAACAGAGCCCUGUAACCGGAGAUCCUGAACGACGCCUGAAUGGGUUCCACGUUCUCUUAACUGGAAUUCUGAAAAUCCACCGCCCCAUCGUUACCUUAAGGCACAAUCUCACCCUAAUCAAACCUUAUGUGAUAAUACUCCCACCUUAUGUGUCACCCUUGUUCCCUACCUCUGUUAUCAUUGUGCGGACUCGUCCCCACCUAAAUCUCUAUGGAACUUCUAAGCAACCCCGAAAUCUUAGUGGGAAUGGCUAUAGGCUCGGUGAGGAACACCUGUUUUCACCGUCGUAUGAAACGGCCAUGGUAGCGGUCUACCUUGGACCAGGCCAAUUAACAUCACUGACUAAAAAGCCAACGACUCAACUGGUCAUCUCCCAGCCCCCUGAACGUUGGACUGUGCGAUGCCCAGACUAGAGACAAUCACUCACUGUCUGACUGUAUUCUUUAUCUCUGUAUGGAGACCCUGACAAACCGUUACCUAUCUGGCGGUUGUUUGCGUUGUUUAGCUGUUCAGUGAAAAUGGGCAGUGGAGCGUUUUGUUUUACAGCUCGGUGUGUCUCUGAAAGUGUUUUUGCGUUUGGCCUUGAAAGACAAAUCAAAUGAGAACACAAAUGUAUGUGAGAGAUACUUGCUUGAGAUCCAACGCACUCAUAACCUCUUGUUAAUGAAACCUGUAUGGCUGAGUGUUGUCUUUGUUAAAUCCUUCAGCCAUGAUUACUCCUGUUUUGUUGUUUGAUUUUAAGUGUGUGUGUAUAAGUGAAUGGGCAUAAAAAAAAGACGCAAUCAAAUCUGCAUCAUGUUUGGUUAGUGGUAGUUUUUUUAUUUUUGUAUACAUAGGACGCCAUUCUAGCCCAGAGCCUAUGUGAGCACUGAAGCACAGGGUGGGGUUUAAUCCCAGUAAUCUCAGAUGAGCUCUUUUCCUAACUUCCCAACAAUAAAUAAAAAGAUAUAUGUAGCUUUUCACCCAGAAAUCAUCCAUAAGAAUGUUCAGAUAGAAAGGCAUAACACACUAGAUCAAAGAACAUCUUUCAUCAUUCAUAAAAACAUGAUCUAUGCACAUUGUUCUUUUUCUGUUGGUGUUUUUAAGGUUGUAUGCCACAGGAAAGACCCAGAGCUGUGAGAGGCAGUUAACACGCCUUCUAUUAGGUCUGUCUUUUGCGAUGCAAAAAAAAAAAACGUGUAUCCACUUUGCCAACUCUGUGAAACUCAUCUGAGGGUUGCAUGUAUCCUGGUCGCAAUCCAGCCAUGUCACAAAGAAAGGUGCGCCCUGAGUCCUCGACACCUGCAGUGUGGAGGCCAUGGCUUGGUUGAGUAUUCAGGAGAACCUUGUGGCUCUAUUAGCAUCACGGACAUCCCUUUGUUUCUACCUAUAUAUGUCUUAAAAACCUUGCUUUCCACAUCACCCAUAAAGGAUUGGGAUUGAUUUAUAGGUCCUUUUAGUUAGUAGAUCACUCAUCAUGUUGAAGGCCAUAUAUGCAGUAUGUAUAUGCGCGUGUGUGUACACAGGUGUUGAUGUUCCCAUUAGAACCAAUACUGCACCCUCCCUAGUGAAUGAGAGGGAGCCCUUUUAUAACUGAGUAUUUCUGAACAGAAGCGAGUAUGUGUGUGUGUGUAUGUAUGAGUGUGUGAUGUAUGAAGUGUAUAAGCAGGUGUAUGUACAGUAAUAAACUAACCAGAAAUAA